This is a messenger RNA of Cricetulus griseus (Chinese hamster), 5023 nucleotides long. The record is from RefSeq and is a predicted model, not a curated record. Lineage: Eukaryota; Metazoa; Chordata; Mammalia; Rodentia; Cricetidae.
GGUGUGGCUAGCCAUGAACUAUCCUUUUCUUCUCCCUCUUUUUCCCAGAUAUCUCCCGGGGCCAAUUCAUCACCUGUGCCUGGCCAUCCUAACAAGGUGAUUUGUGAAAGGGUGAGACUUCAGAGCCUGUUCCCUCUUCUCCCAAGUGAUCAGAACACUACCCUUCAAGAGGAUGCUCACUUCAAAGCUUUCUUCCAGAGUGAAGAUAGUCCAAGUCCUAAGAGACAGCGCCUCUCUCAUUCAGUCUUUGAUUAUACAUCAGCAUCACCAGCUCCCUCACCACCAAUGCGACCAUGGGAGAUGACAUCAAAUAGGCAGCCCCCUUCAGUUCGACCAAACCAACAUCAUUUCUCAGGGGAACGAUGCAACACACCUGCACGCAACAGAAGAAGUCCGCCUGUUAGGCGUCAGCGAGGAAGAAGGGAUCGACUAUCUCGACAUAAUUCCAUUAGUCAAGAUGAAAAUUAUCACCAUCUCCCUUAUGCACAGCAGCAAGCAAUAGAGGAACCUCGAGCCUUCCACCCUCCGAAUGUAUCUCCCCGUCUGUUACAUCCAGCUGCUCAUCCACCCCAGCAGAAUGCAGUCAUGGUUGACAUACAUGAUCAGGUAACAUUUUCUCAAAAGUUCUACUUUCUCUGCAAAAAGCUCCAUCAAGGAACAGUUCCUGUCUCCUACACGGUAACCACAGUGGCACCCCAUGGGAUUCCACUCUGCACAGGCCAGCACAUCCCUGCUUGCAGUACACAACAAGUCCCAGGCUGCUCUGUGGUCUUCAGUGGACAACACCUCCCUGUCUGCAGUGUGCCUCCUCCAAUGCUUCAGGCAUGUUCAGUUCAGCACUUGCCAGUACCAUAUGCUGCGUUCCCACCCCUUAUUUCUAGCGAUCCAUUUCUUAUACAUCCACCUCACCUUUCUCCCCAUCAUCCUCCUCACUUGCCACCACCAGGCCAGUUUGUCCCUUUCCAAACACAGCAGUCAAGAUCGCCUCUGCAGAGGAUAGAAAAUGAAGUGGAACUCUUAGGAGAGCAUCUUCAAGUAGGCAGUUUUACUUACCCCCCUUCAGCCCAUCCCCCAGCAUUACCUCCGUCUGCACCUUUGCAGUUCCUGGCACAUGAUCCUUUGCAUCAGGAGGUGUCCUUUGGCGUACCUUAUCCUCCAUUUAUGCCUCGGAGACUCACAGGACGUAGUAGAUACCGAUCCCAGCAGCCAAUACCACCUCCCCCUUAUCAUCCCAGCUUACUGCCAUAUGUGUUAUCAAUGCUUCCAGUACCACCUGCAGUGGGCCCAACUUUCAGCUUUGAAUUGGAUGUGGAAGAUGGAGAAGUAGAAAACUAUGAGGCCCUGCUCAACCUGGCAGAACGACUGGGAGAGGCGAAACCUCGGGGCCUGACUAAAGCAGAUAUUGAACAGCUUCCUUCCUACAGGUUCAAUCCUAACAACCACCAGUCAGAGCAGACUUUGUGUGUAGUGUGCAUGUGUGAUUUUGAGUCAAGGCAGCUUCUUAGAGUCUUACCCUGUAACCACGAGUUCCAUGCCAAGUGUGUCGAUAAAUGGCUUAAGGGAAAUCGUACUUGCCCAAUUUGCCGAGCUGAUGCUUCAGAAGUGCAUCGGGAUUCAGAGUGACCAGCCUAAGAGCACAGAUUUAGUUUGGGUGUUCCUCAUCACGUGUAUAUAUGGACUAUCCAUUGAACUUAACCUGUGUGGCUUCCAGCCCUCCCUUUACCAAAAGGGUCAAUGGACCUUUCUUUGCACUGUGUGACUUAAUCAACUAUAAAAGCUUACAAUUAGUCUUCACAAUUAUGGGAUUGUUAUACUAACUGUGUGAUUGGAACUCCAAAGAUCUUUUCUUUAGCUUAAUUUCGUGUGUGCACUAACAUUCCCUGGUUUUUGUGUGAUCAUUCCGAGUGUUGCUGCAAGAUUACAGUGGACGUGAUCUUUUAGCAUGUGCUUUUAUAAAAAAUGGUAGCCCCAGAUGAUAUAGCAAUCUACCUUAUAUAGAGCCUUCAGAAACUGUGAGUGGAAAUGAAUGCAGUGUAUGACUGUUGGUGAUAAGUGAAUCUGUGUGAAAGAGUGUGUGCAACUACAUGUGUGUGGGCAUGGUAGCUAAUGUCUGUAUGAGAUCCUAUAUACCAGCAUGUACCAAGAAUGUGUGUGUAGUUUUAAUUAUGCUGCAAUGUAUAAUCUGGUGUGUUAUUUAAACAGCACUAGUACUGUACACUGGUUUUCCCCUUGUGUUUGCUGUUGCACACUGAUUGCUAAGGGUGCAUCAAUUCUAAGCAUUGAAUACUCCAUCCCCUUCCCUCCCAGUGAAUGGAAUGAGAAAAGCCUUCUUCCUUUGCUUCAGGCAGCUGUCCCCUUCUCUUCUUUUGUGAUCCUAAGUGGGUCACUUAAGAAAGUGUCAGAUUCUCACUCCAUGACCUAAUUUUUUUUUUUUUUAUUUUUCAAUUCUGUUGUAAAAGAAAAUUUUUAAGUCUCCAACUUGCUAUUUCCAAAAAGAAGGUGCAAUAUCAUACAUCAUCAUUAGCAAUAUUAGCAUUUCAAUCAGUGAUCUGAGUGUUGAUACUUAUUGUUUUUCCUUUACAUUUCCAGUAGUGUCUUACAGAAAGGACCUGUGAUUUUAUUAAUGUGUAGAUUUGUAGUCUGUUCCCGAAGAUGUUCAAGUAAUAUAUUUUCAAAAAUACCACUGGUCCCAUAAGUCUUGCCUCCUUGACUUGCACCAGAACAAAAUCUGUUACCUAACUCAGCUUGGUUUCUGGUGUGUGUUCUUUGCUCAGGCCCCCAAGGGCAACUAAAUUGUUUUAAGAGAACUACUUCACUUGGUGUUUUCCCCCACUGCAGUCCUGAAGUUCUCAUCGAAACCUUUGUUUCUGGGUGGAUCAAGCGCUGUGAUCCCAUUCCUUGGGCCUGAUUUGUUUUGAUGUUUUUCUUUUAUGUUAGAAUGAGAAAAGCUUAGUACCACAGGUACCCAGAAUACUUGCAGUGUAAAUGAAGAUUGGAUUUUUGUAUAAAAAGAAAUAAUGCUGUCAAACAAGGAAUUGACCUUUAUUUAAUCUGGAAUGAUACUUGGCUGUGUAAAACAAAACAGAUUCAUUGAAACUAAAUCAGAUUGUUUGAAGUUGUUUAUCAGCAACAUUGGAUUCCUUUCUCCUUCUCUCAGUGUGCUUAGCCUUGUCUGCCUCUUCGUGAGUUACCGGUAUCUGUUUGCAGCCUCACAUGCUGCAGCCUUUCGGUCACUAUGUGACAUCUCGCUGCCAACCUCACUCAACUCGCAAUUGGCACUGGGCCUAUUUUUUUAUUCUGAUAGGGAGAGUGUUCAACUACUUGUUACUGCCAUGAUCCUUACCCUCCCUCCCUUCAAGUCUCUAAGCUCACCAUAGCCUAGAGUUAAGGAAAGUCAAUUCACACAGAAGCACAAUUUUGUCUUCUUCCAGACACUGUUGCCUCUAUCUAGUCAGACAAAUAGGAUUUGACCUACUUUCUGUUUGCUCUUAGAUUUGUGUUUAUGUCAGAAAUACACUUAGUGGUAAAAUGCACAUGUUACUUUUAAAUCAUUAGGAUACCCCCUCCUGUUCCUAAUGAAUAAAAUGGUGUGUUAAAAACCAAAAUUAUUGACAUAUAGCAGUCAGCUCCAAAUCACAUACAGUUUAAUCUUUUCUUAAUUUAAAGAAAUCAUGUUUAAAAUGGCAAGUCCAUAUUAUAUAUACACUUUUAUAUAGCUGCAAAAACUUUAUACCUGUAUAGCUCUAGCAUAACACUGUCCACUCAGUAUUUGUUUUAUUGAUGCACACAAGUGAAGCACUUUCCUAUUUAUACAGAGAUACUGAAUCCCAAGGCACAUUGUGCUAAUGACUGGAAAGUAGCCUUUCUUUAUUCUGUCGAUGUUUGCCAUAAAGUCCCCUUUCCAGUAGGUUUUUUUUUUUUUUUUUUUUUUUUAAAUAGAAGUAGUUGGCAAUUUAGAAGGCAUCAGAUCUGUCCUGGUGAAAUUCUGUUUUGUAUUUCUGACUGCUGUCUCCUUGGGGGUGUCUUGUCUUAGCACAGCACUCUUAGAGAUGGUUCAGACUUCUGUUCACUGAGUGCUUAGUGUAUUUUGGGAGCACGCUUGGUGUGAUAUCCAGGUAGCCAUGGUGGGCAUCUUGGUGGCCAGCAAAUGAGAAGGUGCAGUUGGUUCCUGCCCAGCCAUCAUUUUGGGAGAUGCACCAGGUGGCAAAUGGAUGUUGGUAAUCUUCAUCCUCUCUCCUAGAACAAUAUUGGCCUUUACUGUCUGAACUCAGCUGUGGGUUUUUGUUUGUUUGUAUGUGUUUUUUGUUUUUGUGGUCUUUAGUUUUGGGUGUUUUUUUGUUUUUGCAGGUUUUAGUUGUGGGGUUUGGGCUUUUUGUUUGUAUUUUGGUUUGUGUGGAGUUUGGUUUUUUUGUUUUGCAUGAAUCACCAUAUGUUGUAUUUUUUUUUUUUUAACUCCAACCUCCACAAAACAACUCAAGGCCUCCAAGUAUCAAGAUAAUCAUACUAAGAUUUUUCUGUCCAUUUUUUUUUAAGCAGAAUCUGAAAUUGUGAAAGCAUAUUAGAUUUUAUACUCCCUGAACUGUAAUUUGCUAAAAUUCUCAAAUUUGGGCCUUUUGUGAUAAUUGCAAGUGUGAUCUGCCUGCCAGCUUCUGAGAAUAUUUUUCCCAGUAUCUCUAGGCCUUCUUUAGAAGUCUGUCCUCCACAGUGCAUCUGGUUACCUCAAGUUGCUGUUUGUUAAGAUUAUGAAAGCUCACAGGGGUGUUUGUUGGAAUCAUUUGCUGAGUCAUUUCCUCAAAUCAUAUUCCAUUGUAUCAGUUAACAUAGUUUUAAAUGUAUGUAUUAUAAAUAUCUGUAACCAAAUCAUUUGAAGGCUUGAUAAAUUUUUAACAAAGUUUGUACAUUUUUUAUGAAAGUUACUAGUAAUGCUUUACUAAGUAGUGCAAUGAAUUUUUAUUUUUAAUCCCUGUGCCCAAUUUUGGAGUUGAGAGGGUUGUUGGUAAUAAAUGUAUGAUGUACACUUAAA